AUGGAAAGCGUCUCCACUCCUCUACCAGCACCCACUGAUGUUGCGCUCUCAGCACCGACAAGUUCCUUUGAGCAGGAUUCCCUAAGCCAACAGAGAUCUCCCCAUGUCCCCAUGAAGCCCAAUCAAGUUGGCCAAGUCAUUCUGUACGGAGUGCCCAUCGUGUCACUCAUCAUCGAUAACCAGGAGAGGCUGUGUUUGGCUCAGAUCUCCAAUACCCUGCUUAAGAACUACAGCUACAAUGAAAUCCACAACAGGAGGGUGGCUUUGGGAAUCACUUGUGUCCAAUGCACCCCAGUCCAACUGGAGAUCUUGCGCAGGGCUGGGGCCAUGCCAAUAUCAUCGAGGAGAUGUGGGAUGAUAACCAAGAGAGAAGCCGAGAGACUUUGCAAGUCCUUUCUGGGCGAGAACAAGCCUCCAAAGCUCCCUGACAACUUUGCUUUUGAUGUAAGCCAUGAGUGUGCUUGGGGGAGCAGGGGUAGUUUUAUACCCGCCCGUUACAACAGCUCCAGGGCAAAGUGCAUCAAGUGCACGUAUUGCAGUAUGUACUUCUCUCCCAAUAAGUUCAUCUUCCAUUCUCACCGCACGCCAGACGCUAAGUACACUCAACCCGAUGCUGCCAACUUCAAUUCAUGGAGGAGACACCUAAGGUUGACCGACAAGAGUCCUCCACAAGACCUGACCUAUGCCUGGGAAGAUGUGAAGGCGAUGUUUAACGGGGGCAGCCGGAAACGUGCCCUCCCUGGACCCUGCGGCUCCCUGGGUUCAGUGAAGGCAGUGAACAGCGUGAUCAGCCAUAUGAUGGGCCCGGACCUCUCUCAGAAGAGGGCCAGGUUUGCUGAGGAUGAGGAAGAUGGAACCAGCGCCUCCUCUCGGAAAAACAUGCGGAGCUAUCCAGUCAUCCCGGUCCCUAGCAAAGGAUUUGGGAUGCUACAGAAAUUCCCCGCGGCCUCCCUGUUUCCCAAUCCUUACACCUUUCCUGCUUUUGGUCUCUGCCAGAAAAAGGACGAUGGCGACUCUCUUGCUGGUGAGCAAAAGCAAAGUGGACUAUCCGGACUCCUCUGGCCCGGGAGAAAGGACGCCUUCUACCCACCACUCUGCAUGUUCUGGCCACCGAGGGCGGCGAAUGGCAUCCCAGUGCCAACCUACCUCCAGCCCCAGCCCAGUGCCAUCACGUCGGUAGGGGAAACCCCAAAUUUAAGGCAAACUUUCCUGGAUUUGUCUGACCAAAGUGAAGCUGGUGGCCUGGCAACUCCAAGAGACAACUUGUUUGACAGGGACCAUCCAAGCACACCCGAGCACAGGCUGGCCGCUGACGGAAGAGUUAAGCUCUUAGAUGUGUCUGCCUUUACAGCCAGGAAGCAGAGCUACCUCUCGGCCUUCAGGCCCGUCGUUAAAGACAUCGGCAGCAUCGCCAAGCUUCAUGGCAACGUGGAGGAUUUUGGAUCUGAUCGACAUCCCUCCCCGGGUACCAGCUGCAGUUACCAUAGCGACAGCGUGGAGAGUGAGGAAGAACAGGAGGUGGAUGUAGAGACCAACAAGCUCUCAGGCGAUGGGCAGGAAGAGGCAAUCUCUCUCGGGCAGUACACCCAGAACAACCUGCAGCAGGAAGGCAGCGGAUUUAAAGGGAGUAAAGACAAGAUCCAUUUCUGCAGCUCCAAAAUGGAAUCAAACGUGGACAAGACAGAAGGGAAGGAAGAUCCAACCAGUAAUAAGGGGCCCACUCCCUCCGAUCCAGUAUCAUUGGAGCAGCCCGCUUACAAAGACGGUCUUAAAAAUGGAACCAAAAAGCAUUCACUCUAUUCUAAAAAAGAUGAAGAUAGUUUUGUUAUUGAGGCUAAACAACAGGACUGUAUCGCUGAAGAGUCUGACAGCUCGGGAGUGGGGUUCUGGCGGGAACCCGGGGGUGACCAGGCACAAGAAUCAACGUCACCGCUUUCUAUCAAAACUGAUGUGGAAAAUAUGGAGAAGGAAGAACUUCAGAAAGUGUUGUUGGAGCAGAUUGACCUGAGGCGGAGAUUAGAGCAGGAAUUUCAGGCGUUAAAGGGUAACGCUUCUUUCACUGUUGUCAAUAAUUUCCAGGACCAGAUGAAGCGGGAGCUGGCGUACAGGGAGGAGAUGGUUCAGCAAUUACAGAUGCAAUAUUCAAGUUCUGUACUACCAAGCGACUAA
Molecule: messenger RNA, 2169 nt
Organism: Carcharodon carcharias (great white shark)
Lineage: Eukaryota; Metazoa; Chordata; Chondrichthyes; Lamniformes; Lamnidae
Gene: skor2
Product: SKI family transcriptional corepressor 2
Exons: 7
Coding region: 1-2169 (722 amino acids)
Biological process (GO): negative regulation of BMP signaling pathway; negative regulation of transcription by RNA polymerase II
Cellular component (GO): nucleus; transcription regulator complex
Molecular function (GO): SMAD binding; RNA polymerase II cis-regulatory region sequence-specific DNA binding; DNA-binding transcription factor activity, RNA polymerase II-specific
Source: RefSeq, a predicted model, not a curated record